Leptinotarsa decemlineata (Colorado potato beetle) is the source of this 4770-nucleotide messenger RNA. RefSeq names its product ubiquitin-conjugating enzyme E2 S. Lineage: Eukaryota; Metazoa; Arthropoda; Insecta; Coleoptera; Chrysomelidae. The record is from RefSeq and is a predicted model, not a curated record.
UUCCGAAAGAAGAAAUCAAGAAAGCGAUUUGAUUGGUUUGAAAAUUCAAAAUAUGUCUGACUUUUGAAGAGCUCUAAGUUAACGUUGUUAUGACGAUACUUUAAUGUGUUUUUGAGUUUUGGUAAUUUUGGUUGAGGUAUAGUGAUAUUUUUUAUUAUGGCUUCCGGUGGAACAAGGAUUUUUCAGAUGUCAAACAAUGUAGAGAAUCUAUCUCCACAAAUAAUCAGAGGGGUUGUGAAAGAAAUGCAAGAUCUAGUCAAUAACCCACCCGAGGGAAUCAAAGUUCAAAUAAACGAAGAGGACGUUACUGAUAUACAAGCUUUCAUUGAUGGACCAGCAGGUACACCUUACAUGGGAGGCUUGUUCAAAGUCAAACUUGCUCUCGGAAAGGGGUUUCCAAUGGAGCCACCAAAGGCAUACUUCAUUACAAAAAUUUUUCACCCCAAUGUAGCAUCAAAUGGGGAAAUUUGUGUCAAUACUCUUAAAAAAGAUUGGAAAUCUGAUCUCGGAAUCAAACAUAUACUAUUAACCAUAAAGUGUCUUCUAAUAGUUCCAAAUGCUGAGUCUGCUCUUAAUGAAGAAGCCGGCAAGUUACUUUUAGAACAUUACGAUGAUUAUUCACAAAGAGCCAAAAUGAUGACAGAAAUACAUGCUCAACAACAUAAAUGUAAAGGCCUGCCAGGAGAAGGUCCUAUGGCCAAAAAACAUGCUGGGGAUAAGAAAAUGACGGCGGAAAGGAAAAAAAUUAUGAAAGAGAAAAAGAGGACAUUGAAACGUUUAUGAGACUUUAUGGACUUUUUACUUUAUAUGAAAUAUUACCAAUAAAUUUUUAUUUAUAUGUUUUUAGUUCAAGAAUUGAAAUCUACUGUGCAUUUUGUUGAGAAUUUUUUUUUAUUUAGCGACAAACAUUUCAUAGUACUCCUAACUUUUGCCAAUAAUUUGUUGUAUAAUUAAACCCCAUUAAAAUUUUCAAUGUAUUGUUAUUAAAAGAGUUUAGUUUUUGGAAUUUAUCACCAAAUCUAUAGAAUAAAACUUCAUUUAAAAGUUUCAUUCCGUUUAUUGAUAUAUUUCCUUAAUAUGAGUUAGGAGAGCAAUCUGAGCGACUGAACCUAGAGCUAGUUAAAACUGCUAUUAUUUUAGAUGAAAUUGUAAGCCUCAUUAUCCUCUGUGAUCUAGAUGACCUAGUUUUCAGGUCCUGAAAAAGAACCUAUUCUCAAUAUCGAAAAUCCUAUUUUGAAACUAACAAUGUAUUCACAUGAGUAGCUGUAUUUUACAAAACUUGUUCUGAUUUUUACAUUCUAUAUAUUUGGAAUAAUUCUGAUUACGAAAUUUACAUGCAUGUACUCAAAACAAUUUUCAUUGAAGACAGUAAUAUUUCGUUUUAUGUUUGGGUGAUAUUCGAUUGAAUCAAAACUUUGAUUAAUUUCUCAAGAGUAAAAGGUUUUUCAAUUAUCGGAUAAAUAACUCUGAAAUAUGUGGUAUGCAGUCUCAAUUUUGUUCAGUUUCUCAAAAUGUAUAAGAGGAAGAAAUAUGUAUCACAUCUACAUGUCUUUUUAAAUAAACUGUUUUUUUUUAUAUUUAUUGAGAGCAUUGAUAGUUGGCAAUCAUUUUAGGUUUUCGUGAUAGUUUUAUAUAUAAAAAUUUGUAAGUAGUAGAACCUUUGGUGAAUAUGAUGAAAAUUAAGUUUUUCAACAUCAAAAAUUUAAAACACUGCAAGCAUGUUUCUUACACAAGUAUUGUAACUUGAAAUAUGGAGGGAAGUUUAAUAACACUUUCAAAAACCUCAUGAUAAAAGGUAAGCCUCACAUCAUUCUCAUCUUGUAAAAACAUGUUAUGUUUUGAUGGUGGGAAACAUAAUUUCAUUUAGAUUCACUAUCUACUUUGUUUUGUUUCAUUUAGGAGGCGUGUUCUUUGUUGAGCAUAUUUUCACUAACUCUUAACAAGACCUCGUUAACCUUUGGUCUGUCAGACUGGCUGGACACUUUAUGAUUUUAUGGAAACUUGAAGAGAUACUUGUUUAUCGUGAUUAGUACCUUUCUUAGCGAUAUGAUAUUUCAGGUUGUUCAUAUGCUUGCUGUACAACAUUGUUUGUAUUGUAGUGACUACAGCGAAAAUCAGUCAGUGAGAUCAGGGUGAUUAUUGGUCCAUAUACUUUGUUGAGGUAUUUAUUCAGGCAAAUUGUUUUGUUUUCCUCCAAACAAUCAAUUGCAAUUCAUUCAAUAAAAGAGUUUUUACUAGAAAAAACAAAAGUGGCUGAAUCUGAGUUAUAAUGAUGAGGUAGUCAUGAGGUACUAUGAAUCUGAUAUUGAAAAAUUGGAUCAUGAAGAUGAACUAAUAGGUAGUGAAUUGCAGAAAAAAUUAGAGUGGAGAUGAAAAAUAUGCAAAGCAUAGCUAUUUGUCAGUUAGGUACUUGAAAAUUAUUUUCUGAAAUUUAUCAACAAGUGAGUUUAGAACUGCUUUUCAUCAGUUUUGCCAAGGAAGCAAUAAUAAAAAAAUGUUCCUUAUAUUUUAUACAUUGCAACUUUCUGUAACUGAAUUUUUAAGUAAUAAACAAAAUGAGAAUUUUGAAUGCUAACAGGUAUAUAACAAUGCUUGGCAGACACAUUGUGACCAAAUCAUAAAAAAACUAGUGCAUUUGAAAAUUCAUAAUCAAAUCAUUUAACUCUGGUCUGACAGACUGAUACGACUACAGCUUUCAAUAAAUAUGGCAUGAUUAUUGAAAGGUUAAAUAUCUGAAUCUUUAUCUUCAGUAUAUUAUUAAUGCAAUGCUCUGAAUUCAAUAUUUUGAAAUUAAUGUUCAACUGUUUCAUUGAUAAUUUUCUAAAUAUCUGGCCACACAAGUAGAGACCAACACAUCACCUCAGAUAGAAUUGCGCUAGACUAAUCCGCCAGUUUGAAACACCACAGAUUGAUUGGACCGUGUUGGCUCACUAAUGCACAGUUAAAAAAAAAUUUGUAAGUCAGAUUAUACAGUUAGUCCGUUCCAUGCAAAACUGUCCAUUAGUGGAAGUAAACUACAGAAAUCUGCGAAAUAAUCUGUAAACAUUGAUGUUGAUUUUGAGAGUGCUCUACAGUCAUUGUGAUUCGUACAUUGAGUUAGUACAUAUAGGUAUGGAAUAAUGUUGAAAAAUAAAAAAAACUUGCGCUUUUUUGUGCCUUAGUGUACGAAGCUAAUUCGAACAUCAAAAGUUAACAAGUUGCUCAGAAUACAAGAUCUUGAUCAUCUUUGCCAAGAUAUACAAACUUAUAACUGGAAAAGGGCAAAGCAGGUUAUCUUUAUUGUUAUAUUAGGAAAAUAAAUAUUUCAAAAUGAAAUUUCGCAACAUUCGCCUCACCCAACGUGCCUAUAAAAUAGAAAACAAUAGAGUAGAUCACCUACAGAUUGGUUUCAGGGUAUUACCCCUCGUCAGUGCAGGAAUGAUUCGUCUCGAUUGUAGAUGAUCUACUCUAUUGUUUUCAGCACAGUCCUGCUGCUGAAUGAACGAGAAACAUUUGCAAGACUAUCAUCGAAAUUUGCAUAAAUAUCUGUAGUAUAAGAUCCUACUGUAGAAACAUUAGGAGAGGUGAAUGUUUAGAAAUUUAUUUCUCGAUACGUAUUUAUCUCUACUUGAUACAAUCACCAGAUUUUUUCAUUAUCAUUACUACAUUAUUGUUAACUUACCUGCAAGGUACAUUCUUCCGGCACUUCAGGUACUGUGCAAGAUUUAUAGUCAUUUUUUUUGUUUUAAGACUUUUUCUACAAAUUCAUGAUUUCAUCUAUGCCAACCCUAAUUUUGUUAACUUUCAUCUAACUUGCACUUUCUGUGCUAGUAACAAGCAAUCCUUGACCUGUUGUAGAUGAAAAUAUCUCAGAUGUGGUUCGUAAAUGUCAUCAGAACCAGCACACCUUUGCUGAAAUGCCUCUGCUUUCCAAUAAAUUAUUUUCGAAAGGCUAUGCUUAUAUUGCUUUAUACGUUAUAAAACUUUUGUCUUCAUUCACAAAUUUAAUUAUAUAUAAUUUCACAUGAGUUCAUAAGCCUUUUUAAGUAUAAUUUCGCAUAAGUUCAUAAACCUUUCAUAUAGUCAUAUAUUCUCAACUUGAAAUUUUCCACAGAGGAUAACAACAGAAAAUUAUCAAUAAAAAUAGUAAUAGCUUCCACACCAUAUAAAAUAUAUGGUGAGUGAUCUGAAGGAUCACUCACCAAAUGAAGAAAUCGGUUUUGUUAGGUUAUAUUUAUUUGAUCGAGUUUGAGUAUAUGUGAGCCACAAUAAACCAUCGCGGAUUGCACUACAGAAGAUAGACAUAUAAAACAAUUACCUUAGUGUCUAGGCAAAAUGAAUUCUCUGCUAGUAUGUCCCUAAGCAAACUAUCUGAGUUGAUAAGUAGAAUUUGUAACCUCUGCCAUGAAGUGAUUCUAUUGAAAACACUCUUUCCCCACCGGAACCAAAAUACUGUCUCUUGAGGCGCGUUUUCAGUCCUGAUGUUGCUAACUUGGUUAGCGCAACACGCAAUUGAACUGUUUGAAUAGCGACAGAUAUGUAUGUAUGUAUGGCCACUGUGGCCAGCUUAUUUGUUUUUUGUCCAAUUUUCAUUUUUGUCAGUAAUAAGUUAGAUUGUUUCAAUUUGAAUAUUUUAAAUGUGGCACAGUAAUAAAUUAGGUUGUUCCAAUUUUAAUAUUUUGAAUGUAGCACAAUAUCCCAACAUUUCAAUUGAUUAUUUGGCUCUGUGAGUUUUAGGAUGUGUUCUUGUAGUUAUUAGAUUAAUUUAUAAAUAGAUUUAUUCUGUGGUGA